UUAUCUUCCCCAGCAAUUAGGACAAAUCAUCAUACAUAUACUGCUGAAUGCUGAUCUGCGCCCCGAUAUUUCCAUACACUAAUUAACUCUCGCUGCUCUCUCCUCUCUCCCUCCUCCAUGGAAAUCAAACAAGCCAUCAUAGCCUAUGAUCCAAAAAUGAAUCAAGACCUACCAUCAGAAAUCGUCUCUGAUAUCCUUUUGAGACUUCCUCUUGAAAACGUUGUAACUUGCAAAUGUGUUUGCAAACAAUGGCUCAAUGUGGCUGAGACUGACGAUUUUGUUCACUCUCAUCUUUCUAAAUCUGCUCCCACUACUCCCGUCCUAGUUGUCUCGAUGCCGGGUACACAUUCAAAUUGGUUCAAUGUUUUCAGAUUGGAAGACGAGCACGAGCAUGGGCACAAACACGAUCCCAUCAUCAAGUUUGAUUUCCCUCAAGCAUCAACAAUACAGGGUUCUGCCAACGGUUUGCUUCUUCUGAAAAAUCCUUUUCUUGAUCAUCUUUACGUAUGCAAUCCGAUCACCCGUGAAUUCGUUGAGCUCAGUGGGCCCCACACUCGCCCUCGGGGUGAUUGUUAUGGAUUUGGCGUGGGAAAAAUAAGCGGAAAACAUAAGGUUGUGUAUCUUAAUCCAAAAUCCAAAUGUCAUGCAUACACUCUUGAAACAGGAUCCUCAUGGAGACGCAUUGAAGCUAUCCCCUUGUUUGAUCACUGUUACAGUUCUGUUGGUGCAUUUGUUAACGGCAAUCUCCAUUGGCUAGUUUCUAGUGGGGGGAAACGUCCUUAUAUUUGUUGUUUUAAUGUCGAGACAGAAUGUUUUAGCACGUUCUCUGCACCUAUUGAAAAUUAUUUUGCAAAGUUGUAUACUUUAGGGGAUUGCUUGUGUUAUGGUGAAGCUGAUCCAUAUGAAGACGAUCAUGUGAUGUGGUUGUUGACGGAAUAUGAAGAGGGCGAGAAUGGUUGGAGUGAUCUACAUGUUAUAUUGCCAAAAGAAGGUUAUUAUGGUACAGAUGGCUACAACCAUUUUCAAGCUAUCAAAGUGUAUGCAAAUGGUGACAUGUUAAUUUUAUGGGAUGAGAAGCUCUUUGCAUACUACUGCAACAAGGAGAAUACUAUGCGAGAAAUUGGUUUGUUUGGUAAAUUGCAGGAUGAUUGUUACUAUAUCAACUCUGUUCUUCUCGCUCCAAAUUUUCUUUCACUCAGCAGAAAUUUGCGAUUGGAGAAUGUCAUGUCAUUUUAGUUUGAACUAGUUUUUCUUUUGUUUAUCAUUGGGCUUGUAUUUUUCUUAAGUAGACUAUUCUAAAUCAUUUACUUUCUACUCCAUGAACUGGAUGAUGAUUGUUAUUGUACCAACUCCAUUCUCCAUAUCUGAAUUUUGAUUUGAAUAUCA
Molecule: messenger RNA, 1386 nt
Organism: Salvia hispanica
Lineage: Eukaryota; Viridiplantae; Streptophyta; Magnoliopsida; Lamiales; Lamiaceae
Product: F-box protein At5g65850-like
Molecular function (GO): protein binding
Source: RefSeq, a predicted model, not a curated record